AUGUCUGCUGCUGAAAUGAUGAGAACAUUCAAUGUUGUUGGGUGGGCUCUGCUUAUCAUCUAUUUGUUGUCAAGAGUAUCAGUUUGUCAUGGUGCUGCAACAGGUUGCUCCGAAUCUGAUAGGAAAGCUCUGAUCGACUUCAGAAGUGGUAUUGUCGAUCCUGAAGGUCGACUCCAUUCAUGGCAAGGGAGCAAUAUCCCAACCUCUAUAGGAAACAUGUUUCUGCUUGAGGUCCUUAGUCUUUCAAGAAACAAUUUAACAGGAAACCUCCCUGCAAGCUUAGGGAAUUGUUCUAAUCUAAAUGCCCUAGAUCUUAGAGAAAAUCACUUAUCUGGGCCAAUUCCUUGGUCAUGGGGCCAAUUGCAGAUGCUUCAGUCUUUGCACCUUGGUGGUAAUAGGAUAUCAGGGGAGCUCCCUUCAUCUCUACAAAACUGCUCUAGCUUGGAGACGCUGAAUCUCGGAAACAACAAAUUGUUUGGUAAAAUUCCACAUUGGAUUGGAGAAAGUCUAUUUGCUCUUAGAAUUCUUCGGCUGAGAUCAAAUGCAUUUUCUGGAAGAAUUCCAUCCCAACUUUCCAAUAUGAGUUCCCUGCAAGUGUUGGAUCUUGCAGAUAACAAUUUGGUUGGCAGCAUUCCUUCUAGCUUAGGAAAUCUUAAAGCAAUGGCCAAUGUACCAGUAUUUGCUGUACGGAGGCGCCGGAGGCAUCGUCAUAUACUACGAGGAGAGCUUGGAUUUGUCCAUGAAAGGCUUGCUCCUUACAUACAGCAAAACUCUUUCUCUUGGUUGAUGGUUUUGAACUUGUCAAGAAACCAUUUCACUGGAAAAAUUCCUGAAACAAUUGCAAGCUUACACGAAUUGUCAUCUCUUGAUGUCUCAAACAAUCAGCUCUCUGGUGCCAUUCCUUCUAUCAUGUCGACCAUGGCUUCCUUGAGUUAUCUCAACUUGUCAAACAACAACUUAUCAGGCUCAAUUCCAUACAAGGGGCAGUUGACAACUUUUGACAUGUACUCAUACACUGGAAAUCCAGGUCUAUGUGGUGAUCCACUUCCUGUAAAGUGUGAUGAAGGUGAGUAUUCAAAUCAACAAACAACUGUUGAGAGGAAUGAGGGCAAUAUUGUCAACAGCAACUGGUUUUACUCUGGCAUUGGUACAGGUUUUGCAGCAGGUCUUCUGGUACCCUUUCUUGUUUUAGCCAUGAAACGGUCAUGGGGCAAUUACUACUUCAGCCUUGUUGAUAAAAUUGUGGAUAGAAUCUGGGAUAAGUGA
Messenger RNA from Nelumbo nucifera (sacred lotus), 1266 nucleotides. Lineage: Eukaryota; Viridiplantae; Streptophyta; Magnoliopsida; Proteales; Nelumbonaceae. The record is from RefSeq and is a predicted model, not a curated record.